Messenger RNA from Cyphellophora attinorum, 1728 nucleotides. Its product is annotated as Nucleolar GTP-binding protein 2. NCBI's taxonomy places the organism in Eukaryota, Fungi, Ascomycota, Eurotiomycetes, Chaetothyriales, Cyphellophoraceae. The record is from RefSeq and is a predicted model, not a curated record. The transcript has 2 exons. The coding region runs from base 1 to 1728 and encodes 575 amino acids. Gene Ontology annotation, cellular component: nucleolus. Gene Ontology annotation, molecular function: GTP binding.
AUGGGAUCCGGCAAGAAAGAAGCGGCCCGCCGGGAACGGCAGGGCAAGACCGGCGACGGCAUGGGCAACGUCAAGGUCAAGGGCGAGAACUUCUACCGCAGCGCCAAAAAGAUCAAGACGCUCAAUAUGUUCAAAGAUGGAAAGGCCCAGCACAAUGCUGCAGGAAAGGUCACCAAAGCAGCCUCAUAUCAGUCAAGAGAAGUCCCCAAAGCGCGCGUCGAGCCCAACCGCAAAUGGUUUGGAAACACCCGGGUCAUUUCUCAAGGCGCACUCGACUCUUUUCGACAAGCUGUGGCCGAACGAGAGCAAGACCCCUACCAGGUCCUCCUCAAGACGAACAAGCUCCCCAUGAGUCUCAUCCGAGACGCCGAGAACACAAAGAAUGGCAUCAAGCAGCACAAAGCCAAGAUCGCGGUCGAGCAGUCGCCCUUCGCAGACACAUUCGGCCCCAAGUCACAGCGAAAGCGGGUCAAGCUCAGUGCGAGCGAUGUCACUGCACUGGCCGACGAGACUGUCAAGAUGGAGGACAACUACCUCGAACGCCUCGAAGAGAGCCGCUACUUAGCUGGCCAGACGGCUGAACAGAUGCAGGCAGACGGCGAGCUGACCACCGCGAGAGAGCCGAUCUUCUCAAAAGGCCAGUCGAAGCGCAUCUGGAACGAGUUGUACAAGGUCAUCGACUCGUCUGACGUCGUCAUCCACGUUCUCGACGCACGAGACCCCGAAGGCACACGCUGUCGAAGCGUUGAGAAGUACAUCAAGGAAGAGGCGCCACACAAACACCUGGUUUUCGUGCUGAACAAGUGCGAUCUGGUGCCGACUACGAUUGCUGCUCAAUGGGUCCGUCUGUUGUCGAAGGACUAUCCCACUCUGGCCUUCCACGCCUCACUCACCAACUCCUUCGGCAAAGGAUCACUCAUUACGCUACUCCGCCAAUUCUCCGUCCUACAUUCGAACCGCAAGCAAAUCCAAGUCGGCUUCAUUGGCUACCCAAAUACCGGCAAGUCAUCGAUCAUCAACACUCUGCGCAAGAAACGAGUCUGCACAGUCGCACCAAUACCAGGCGAAACCAAAGUCUGGCAGUACAUCACUCUGAUGAAACGAAUCUAUCUCAUUGACUGUCCCGGUGUGGUACCGCCAGGUCAAGGAGACACCGAGCAAGACAUCCUUCUGCGCGGGGUAGUCCGUGUUGAGAACGUUGAGCAUCCGGCCCAGUAUGUCGAAGCUGUACUACGGCGAACGCAGACGAAGCACAUUGAACGAACUUAUGACUUGAAGCAUUCCGAAUAUAAUGACGACCCAAUCGAAUUUCUCAGCAUUCUGGCACGCAAAGGAGGACGUCUGUUGAAAGGCGGUGAGCCUGAUGUUGACGGCGUGGCCAAAAUGGUCUUAAAUGACUUUCUGCGGGGCAAGAUACCCUGGUUCACGCCUCCGCCAAAGAAAGAUGGUCAAGCAGCCGUGGCCGCGGAAGAAGGUGCCACCGGUCCUGCUUUAGAGGGCGAUGUCGUUUCCGGGAGGAAAGGGCAACUUGGUGAGAUGGGUACCAAAGCCAAAGUCGACAGCGGAACGUCGAUCACGGAAGAGACGGAUCGUGCACCGUCAGAGGCGUCUGUCAGCUCGGACGGCGGCUUGGAGAACGACUUCGAGGCUUUCUCUGAUGAAAGUGACGAGCCUUCUGAUGACGGCAGUGAAGAUGAUGGAGCCGACGGUGCUCCCUUGGACUCAUAG